This is a messenger RNA of Pyricularia grisea, 1475 nucleotides long. RefSeq lists its product as uncharacterized. Bases 345 to 1019 code for a protein of 224 amino acids. The transcript has 2 exons. NCBI's taxonomy places the organism in Eukaryota, Fungi, Ascomycota, Sordariomycetes, Magnaporthales, Pyriculariaceae. The record is from RefSeq and is a predicted model, not a curated record.
UGCAGUUCAAGUCUUGCACAUGCUUGCACUCAGGGUAAUUUCCUCAGGCAAUGGACUAGAGCUACACUAGUAGAUCGGGGACCGCGGGGCUUGAUCUUUACUUUUGUUUGCUAUCAAUUUUCCCUUCUCUCCGGGGGUUUAUCAUACUUGCUGCUUUUCUUUUGGUAAAAACGCCAUGCCAUCGAAUAUAUGAGGUCGCUUUCGUCCCUCCUCGGAAACACUCAAUCCAUUCCUCAUUCCAACACCCAAGCCAAGAUUCCAACAUCAACAUCUCUUCUGAAACUCUGCUUCCUUGUCAAUCAUCCCACAUCAAACAUUCCCGUCUACCCCCAACGGUAAACAAGAUGGCCACCCAGGAGCAGCAGAUGUCCAUCCAGGACCAGAAGAACGCCUUGAAGGAGUCCAUGAAGAACCACAAGAACGCCUUGAAGGGCUCCUUGAAGGAGCAGCAGGCUGCAUUGGAGAAGUCCCUCAAGGAGUCCACUGAGUCCGCCAAGGAGCAGGCUUCGGGCUUCAUCGCUUUCUUGCAGCGUCAGCUUGACCGCGUCGUCAGCCCCGAGACUCGCGACCAGGCCUACGAGCGCAUGCAGGAGUUCGCCAAGGAGCGUCCUUUCCUCUUUACCUUCUUGGUUGCCCAGGCUCUGACCUCCGUUGUGCCUGUCGCUCUCUUUGCUGCUUUCACCUCUUCGGUUCUUGUCCUGUCGCUCGGAGCCGCUGUCCUGUUCUCGCUCUUCUGGCUUGGUGUGGCUGUCAUGGUUCUGGUCCCCACUCUGUUCGUCACCGUCACCAUCGGCGCCGUCCUGUUCUGCUGGGCUGUCGCCAUUCGUUUCGCCUACAACACCCUCCCCGCCAUCCUGAAGAACUUGUUCGCCGGCUCGCGUGAGGCGGCAGAGGACAAGUAUAACAACUACUCGGACGUCGUCAACAAGGCCAAGAAGGCCAUCAAGGACAGCGCCAACCGCAACGGCACCAACGGCACCUACACCAACGGUGCUACCAACGGUACCCACGAGGGUUAAAUCUGAUCUCGCCCUGUCUAUAUUGUGAGGCCUUCACGCGAACUUCAAGCAUAAGGAAGAAAGCCGCCUCACUUCACAGAAUACAACGGCUACUGGAUUCGGAGGAUACAUCUCGGCAGAUGCAAAGAUGCCAUUUCCUUGACAAUUGGUUGGUAUAAUUGGUGGGAUUGAUAGACGGUCAAUGCUUGGUUUGGGCUUUUCCCUUCCGAAUGCUGGUUCUCUCUGUUCACGCAAAGGGUAUCCCAUGCAGGAUGAGUUGGGGAACCUAGAAAAGAAAAUUUGGUGUGGUCAAGUAUUUUAUUUUUGGUCAGACAUGAUCCACUACGAUGGUCACCCCCACGGAUGACCUCGAUAGUUCAGCUCCAUGGUCAUUACGGUGUUGGUUUCAUGUACCAUGCCCUCAUUAAUAAAAUGAAAGCGAUGUUUAUUCAAUGACAAGAAAAACAAAUAUGUCGA